UAACUUGUUCAGUUCCCUUUCUGCCCAGGUCUCUGACCGGCGGAUUUGUAUUUUGUUAAAGCUACAAUUUUUAUGGUAGAGGCAGGUUUUAGGAAAGCAUCGCUUCAGAUAAGACCUACAAUCACAGAAUGCUUUGGCAGUCAACCAGAAUGGAGCACACUCAAAGAAAAGGCAGAGUUACACCUGGAGCGUUGCCCCUUGCGAAUACGUGCGGCAGACGCCUGUUUCACAGUUUGCCUCUUGGCAGCCAGCUAUGAUGUCAGAGAGAGGUGUACCUUAUGAAGCAGCGUAACUUAGUGAAACUUCAACACUUUCAAGUGCUUCCACACCCAGAGGACAACCUCUGAAGAAGUGCUUGCCAGUAUUAUCUCCACCUAAGAGGUUUUUCUUCUAAAAACUUAAAAAAAAACACCAAAACAAAGGCACUGAAGAAUUAUGAAAAUCACAUUUUUCUUUGCUGUGUUGUUCUUACUGGAUCUCUUCACUUGCUGUCACGCUGAUCCACAAUAUCCCUUGCCUGACAUUGAAGAUGCAAAGUUCAUUGAAGACUGUGUGAGAGCUCACAACAAGUUUCGAUCCAACGUGAGUCCACCAGCCAGCAAUAUGUUUCGCAUGUCCUGGGAUGCUGCUUUAGCUAAGACUGCCAAAGCAUGGGCAAAGAAGUGCAAGUUUAGGCACAACAACUACCUUAAAGUGCCAGGGAAGGUGCACCCCACCUUUACUCCGCUUGGAGAAAACAUCUGGACUGGCACAGCCACCAUCUUCUCCGUGGACGCAGCCCUCAGUGCCUGGUUUAAUGAAGUCAGCAGCUAUGAUUUCAGCACUAAUAGCUGUACUGACAUGUGUGGUCACUACACACAGGUCGUUUGGGCAGAGAGUUACAAAGUUGGCUGCGCAGUUCACUUCUGCAAUACAGUUGAAAAUUUUCCAGGGCUCUUCAGAGCAGCACACUUUGUUUGCGACUAUGGGCCAGCGGGGAAUUACCCAAGAAAACCAUAUAAAGCAGGACAACCAUGCAGUGGAUGCAGCAAUGAGAAGUGUGUAGACAAGCUGUGUGAAAAUCUGGAACGUGAGAAGCUGAUAAAUUAUGACUACUGGUAUCCAGACUGGGAUACACAACCCCAGCCACCACGGCCACGGCCGCGGCCACGGCCCCCCAGGCCUCCCACUCCACCAUACAUCCCACCUGCUGAGCAUCCACACAUCCCACCUGCUGAGCAUCCGCACAUCCCACCUUCUGCGUCUGCACGAGCCUCUUGUGACCAGUACUGCCUUAGUGUUUCAAUUUUAAGGCCACUGUUUCUGGUACUGAGUGCUGGUGCUGCUCUUCUGGCACAACAGUGGUUUCCACACAGAUUCUUUUACGAGUAAUGAUCAAUUAAGUAUACUGAUAGCGAUCCUACCGCUGUAUUACUCUCAGAGAAUUGCACACAUUUGCAAGAACACUUGGUCAUCUCUCCAUUAUCCUGGUGAUGUUUAUCCAGCAUAGAGAAGGCUGCUUCUUCACUUGAGGCAAGAUGUAAGUGGCUGUGCACAGAGUUGCUGUAAUGUGUUGGCAGCAGCUGCAACGCACUUCUGCGUCUGCACGAGCCUCUUAGCUCUGGCUCAGGAGUAGAUUGCUGGUGGGACCCCAUAGACUGUAUAUUACUAUACAUGCUAACAAGCCUCCUGGAAGCCUGGAGCGUCACAAAGACAUGUCUGAAGCGGCAUAGCGGAUCAAAAAGAAGCAAUAACUCAUCUGCAUUAACCUUCAAUUACCCCAGACAUCGCUUUCCCUGGAUAAUGGAGAUUUAACAGUAUGUUAUUAUUUUUAAGAACAGAAAGAGUAAAAGCUUGUCCUUGACUCUAUUUAGCCUAUGCGUUAUCAGUCUCCAUUGAAGUUACUCUAUUGUCGGUUGUAUUAUUCUGUUCUUCUCAGUUAAGCUUUGUCCUCCAUAGCUAGAAGAAUACCAGGGAAAGUUGGUAGAGCAAGGAUUAAGAUGGAGUAUCAAUGGGGAGAGCUUAAUUUUAGGA
Molecule: messenger RNA, 2013 nt
Organism: Egretta garzetta (little egret)
Lineage: Eukaryota; Metazoa; Chordata; Aves; Pelecaniformes; Ardeidae
Product: glioma pathogenesis-related protein 1
Exons: 6
Coding region: 436-1371 (311 amino acids)
Cellular component (GO): extracellular region
Source: RefSeq, a predicted model, not a curated record